This is a messenger RNA of Chaetomium fimeti, 1106 nucleotides long. RefSeq names its product cytidine deaminase-like protein. Lineage: Eukaryota; Fungi; Ascomycota; Sordariomycetes; Sordariales; Chaetomiaceae. Bases 258 to 899 code for a protein of 213 amino acids. The record is from RefSeq and is a predicted model, not a curated record. The transcript has a single exon. Gene Ontology annotation, molecular function: catalytic activity.
UAAACCCAAAGGGACCCGGCACUGCCCGUCUACCGCAAUGCGCCGCCCCCCGUGUCAAGUCACGCGAUUCCAUCGAUUGGCGAUGUCACGAGCCGAAGUCAACAAUAACAAGUAAAUAAUAAACAAAAGAAUCGGUUUCGCCCAUCUGAUGUGCUCUCGCGAGCGCAGGCAAACACUAGCCACCCAAUCAUUACCACCCUCGUCAUUACAGCCAUCCGAAGUUCUAUUAUUCUCAUGUCCAACGCCUCGCCUCCAUCAUGUCAUCAGCGACCACCCUCGUCUCCGUCCUUCUCGACAUCACCGAAAAUCGGAUUGUGCCGCUGACCCGCGCCGGUGUCUCGUCCGGGAGUAAAGUCUUCGGUGCUGCCAUACUUACUCGCUCAGGCCUCGCCCCAGUAACGGUUUCGACCAACAAUGAGCGGGUGUCGCCGCUUCUACAUGGCGAGGUCAACUGCAUCCAGGAGUUCUUUGCUUCCGCACCCGAGGGCCGCCCCGCCACCAAAGACUGCAUCUUCUUCUCCACCCAUGAACCUUGCUCGCUAUGUCUGAGCGCCAUUGCAUGGGCCGGUUUCAACGAGUUUUACUAUCUGUUCACCUACGAGGACAGCCGCGAUCUGUUCUCAAUCCCUUACGAUAUCGACAUCUUAGAGCAGGUCUUCCGAGUUCCAGGCCCCUCAGAUACGCCCGAGACCCUGGCUGCUCGUCCACUCUACAACCGGAAAAACAAGUUCUUCGCUGCGAAGAGCUUGGGAGAUCUCCUCCAGGACAUAUCGGACGAUGUAGAUCGGAAGCAUCUGGCCGGGGAGGUUAGGAGGGUAAAGGAAAUGUAUGGGUCACUCGACGCAACCUACCAGGCGGAAAAAAGGUCUGGAACGGAGAGUGCAAGCAUUUGGAAAUGAUGGCUUCCCGGACCGCACGGGCAGUGGCAAAAUCUAUGAGCACAUAGCAGCAUGGAAGAUGCGUAGUAGGCUGUAUAAAUCCCAGCCCACACAGGCCAGCCUGUUCAGGACCGUUUCCCUCACCAUCUUGACGCGCCUGCAGCUGCCAUCCGUCGGUUAUCUUCUUCUGCAGCCCCCGCGCUUUCCUCCUACGUACGAGGAACAACA